ACUUUUGAAGAGGCUCUGGAAAUGGCAUCUCGUGGAGAUAGCACCAAAGUGGAUAAACUAGUUCGAGACAUUUAUGGAGGGGACUAUGAGAGGUUUGGACUGCCGGGCUGGGCUGUGGCAUCCAGCUUUGGAAACAUGAUAAGCAAGGAGAAGCGAGAGGCUGUCAGUAAAGAGGACCUCGCCAGAGCAACGUUGAUCACCAUCACCAACAACAUUGGCUCAAUAGCAAGAAUGUGUGCCCUUAAUGAAAACAUUAACCAGGUGGUAUUUGUUGGAAAUUUCUUGAGAAUUAAUACGAUCGCCAUGCGACUUUUGGCAUAUGCUUUGGAUUAUUGGUCCAAGGGGCAGUUGAAAGCACUUUUUUCGGAACACGAGGGUUAUUUUGGAGCCGUUGGAGCACUCCUUGAGCUGUUGAAGAUCCCCUGAUCACCUGGGGAGGGUUCCUGGAACAUUGCACAAUGGGAUCUGUGAACUUUUGUUUUUUAAGAGACUUACUCAAUUUUAUGAUGGUGUACUACCCAAAUCAAAGCAAGGAAGGAUGAGUGUAUUUUUCUAAGUCAUCAAGAUAAAUCCUUAAAAAUUUAGUCGAAACUAGUAACCAUUAAGGAAAGAUACAUAUAAAAAAAAGUGGACAUGUCCACGGCAGUGAGGAUUUGCUGUAGUUAAGUUGCUCUUCAGUAUGGUUUUGUUAAACCUGCCAUGUGUUUUUGAAAUUCCCCGUGUCACUUACUGGGAGCCACUUCAGGGGAGAGCUGUUCAGUGUUCAGCUGGCUGGUUUUGUGUCCUGUUGAACUUGCUGAAUGUAAGGCAAGUACUAUAUGUUGUAAUCUCAUCACAAUGUAGUCAGUAUAGCCUUGGAGAUCAUUAUCUGUGAAUUAACUCUGGUGUUCAUUUAGCCUCUGUGUGAACAUAUUGAAAAACAUGUUUUAUUUAAGGUUCUGCAAGUAAUUCUGUACUUGUAGUCUUGGCAAUUGAGCAACUUUGGGGAAGGGCAGUUCCAGGUUACUCUACACUGCAGAUCCUGGGAAGGUGUGUCUGGAAAGAUGGGACUUAGUCCACCCUGGGAAGAAUGCCCUUGGGGGGGCGGGGGGUGGGUGGGAGGUAGGGAGUUAAGCGGAGUUAAGCUAGUAGAAAAAGUGCACCUGGAAGACUAAAACCAGACUUCUCGAAUCGACAUUUUCAGGGAAUCGGGGAGAAUCUGAUUGUUUCCGGCUGGUAGAAAGUGAGGAAUUGAAGUCCAUUGAUUGACUCCUAGGGGCAGGGUAGGGAACUUUUGCCUUCCUCUCCCACUCAAGGUUUUUACUUGCCGGAAGCUGGCAAGGCUGGCUCUGAGCUUGGGGUAGGACUGAGCAUGAGGGCUGCAUGUGCGAGGCUCAAAAGGCAGCUUGAGGAGUCUUGGUAAAUAGAGAUUUUAAGAUGGAGUCUCGGUAGACAUUGACUUAGAGCAUUUUCUUUCUGCUGUGCAGAAUAAUUUAAAAAACCCUUCCCCUUGGAGACAGAAUAUUGUUUUGAGUCUUAUCUUGUGUAUUUUUGUGCCUGCAUUGCUGUUGGAGGCCAUGAAAGGUCUGUAUAAAGCAGCCUUUGAACUAGAAGGUAACCUCAAGGCUCUGCAGCCUCCUUGCGCCUGGCAGGGACCUAGGUUGGAAGAGUGCAGGGCUGGGUCACCAAGGGAGGAGGGUCGGUCGGAUCCCUUGGCACCCUUUUGUGUUGGCCGCGUGGGGGCAGCAGAGGCACGUGCCAGCUCUGGGACCAACGGCAGUUGCUUGCAGGGCAGGGAGUGGCCAUUUCUCAAGGGCGCCUCUCAAUGCAGCUGGGCACCAGCGGGUUGUGGGUACUGUCAGCCUGGUGCAGGCCAGCAGAACUGGAGGAAAGCUGUGGGAAUGAGACUUGUGGCUCCCGGGAGCCAGUCAGCCUCUCUUCUGCUGCUGCUGGCCCUUGCGGGCCUCAGCCCGAGUCCCCUCUAAUCUCGUCUGCGCUUGGUGGCCCCACCUUCCCUACAGCCAUCAAAGAC
Lynx canadensis (Canada lynx) is the source of this 2011-nucleotide messenger RNA. Its product is annotated as pantothenate kinase 2, mitochondrial. Lineage: Eukaryota; Metazoa; Chordata; Mammalia; Carnivora; Felidae. Gene Ontology annotation, cellular component: nucleus; cytosol. Gene Ontology annotation, biological process: coenzyme A biosynthetic process. The transcript is spliced from 4 exons. Gene Ontology annotation, molecular function: ATP binding; pantothenate kinase activity. The record is from RefSeq and is a predicted model, not a curated record. The coding region runs from base 22 to 426 and encodes 134 amino acids.